AUGGCGCACCAAGAGCGUCCCAGAGCACCGUUCAAGGACUGGCCGAAUGAUGCAGGCUUCGAAACCACGGCCGAGACGCGCACCCCCAUUGAGCUCCAGGUCGUUGGAUCCCUGCCGAACCAGCUCGCCGGUACGUUGUACAGAAUUGGCCCCGGGACGUACAAAGUCAAGGGCAGCCACUUCCAGCUCAGCCACUGGUUCGACGGGUUCUCCUUCGUACACCGAUUUGAGCUGGUGCCCCAGUCCACCACCGGGACGUGCAAGGUCCUAUACAACUCGCGAGGGCAAGUCGAUGCCCUCGUUGAAGAAGCGCGAAAGUCUGGCACGUUGAAGGGGAUGACCUUUGGGCAGAAGAGGGAUCCCUGCGAGAGCAUCUUCCGGAAGGUCAAGUCGAUAUUCCAUCCGCCUUUCAGUUCCAAGGACCCGGGGCUUGUCAAUGCUGGAGUCACUCUACAUGCCAAUGCCCCUGGUGUGCCGGAAAUUUUACGAGCGCGUCCUGAUGGCGCUCGAUUCCGCAGCCUGACCUCGUUGACCGAUGCCAAUGUGCUGAAACACAUCGACCCCGAGACACUGGAGCCCAUCGGAGUAACCCGGCAAAGCGACCUGCACUCCGACCUCAAAGGGCCGCUCUCGUGCGCCCACGCCGAGUUCGAUACCGCAACAGGAGACGCCUACAACUACAACCUCGACAUCGGCAGAUACGCAACCUACCGCAUCUUCAGGACGUCCGCACAGACUGGGCAGACCGAGAUCAUUGCAACCAUUACGGGCCCCGAUGUCAAGGCAGCCUACUUGCACUCGUUCUUCCUCAGCACCAACUAUGUGAUUCUGUGUAUCUGGCCCGCCCUCUAUGGAGCCGGCGGGCUCAAACUACUCUGGGAGAGAAACAUAGCAGACGCUUUGCAUUUCGAUCACAAUGUGCAGGCUCGAUGGUAUGUCGUUGACCGAUUGCACGGCAAAGGCGUCGUCGCUACAUACGUGAGCCCGGCGUUUUUCUGCUUCCAUACUGUCAACGCAUGGCAGGAGACGAGCCAUGACGGGUCCACCGACGUUAUCUGCGAUAUCAUCCAGUAUCCUACCGACGAGAUGAUCCAGCGCGCAUACUAUGAUACCAUGGUCUCCACCGGUCCCAAUGUCAAGAGGUACUAUGGCAGUGAGCUCUCGCGCCCCAGUUUGGUUCGCUACCGUCUGCCUUCUGUAAGCCACAGGGCCACCGAGGAGAGCACAUCUGGAUCGACCUGCCAUCCAGAGGCAGAGGCAAUAUUGAGAAUUGAUGACGACUUUGUCGGAGACCUGCCAACAAUCAACCCGCGCUUCAAGACAAGAAAGACCCGAUAUGUCUACAACCUUGUGAAUCAAGGAAAAGUAAGUUAUCCCGCCCAUGGAAAUUAA
This is a messenger RNA of Aspergillus homomorphus CBS 101889, 1392 nucleotides long. RefSeq lists its product as uncharacterized. Gene Ontology annotation, biological process: carotene catabolic process. The record is from RefSeq and is a predicted model, not a curated record. Gene Ontology annotation, molecular function: carotenoid dioxygenase activity. The transcript has 4 exons. Lineage: Eukaryota; Fungi; Ascomycota; Eurotiomycetes; Eurotiales; Aspergillaceae. Bases 1 to 1392 code for a protein of 463 amino acids.